Molecule: messenger RNA, 966 nt
Organism: Pezoporus flaviventris
Lineage: Eukaryota; Metazoa; Chordata; Aves; Psittaciformes; Psittacidae
Exons: 7
Coding region: 73-966 (297 amino acids)
Cellular component (GO): cytoplasm
Source: RefSeq, a predicted model, not a curated record
AAGGCAUGGAGGCAGCGCUCCCAGCGCCCGCAUCUCACAGGUCCCUCUCUCUCUCUUUUCAGCAAAGUGGAGAUGGCACUGCGGGGCAAGAGGAAAAGCCUUUUGGAGGCCUGUUUCAGGAGUGUCUUCUUGCUUCCUCCUAAAACAGACAUGCAGGGCCUAGACAAUUUCCUCUACUUUAAGACCCUGGAUGCCAUGGACAUCCUGCUGAAGAGCUUGGUGCUCAGCUCCCCUGGCUACGGGGACCUGAGGAUUAUCUUGCAGAUGCUGCUGCCUUUCACCGACACUAAGAAUGCAGCUGCGUGUGAAAGGGCCAUGGUGAGGAUUGGGAAGCUGGCCAAUUGGAUGGACAGCUCUUCCUCAGUGCAGGUCUGGAACUUGCUUGCAGCCGACAACAGCUCUUCCCACGACGACACUAUCCAUGACCGCCUCCUGGGACAGCUGCUGGGACAUCUCAUUGUUUGCUGGACUAGCAAGAUCUGGGAGAUCCAGCGUGCGGCUUUGGAUACUCUUCAUUACCUCUGCAGAUUCAUCCAGCAGCAUAAAUGCAUGACAUCACCAGAGGAUAAUCUAAAGCAUCCCCAGUGUGGAGGCAAAAGGAAAUCUGGGAAACCCUCCUGGCUUCCCCUGUGCAGCACCAGGAGCAUUGUAAAGGCAUUUGGGGAAGACCUCCACCCCCCUGAUAAGACGGUCAUCCUUGUCAAGGCCAUCGAGGCCAUGAGAGACUCAUGCACAUGCGACAAGGAGGAACUGAUCAGCAUUGUCGAUGUGGCCAUGACAGAACCUGCCUCCUGGCUGACGGAGGUGCCAAUCAUCGUUAGCUGCAUUUAUAACAACCUGGAGCACAUCAACACACCGUCAGCCUGGCACACCCUGGACAUGCUGCUUCUAAUGAUGGUAGAGCUGCAGCCAGCGGAUGUGAUCCUGAGACUUGUGCGCCUCUCUCCAACAUGUGACAGGUACUGA